GAAGCAUCUUCUUUCUGUUCACACUCACUCCCAACUUCCUUAACCGUUUUCUUUCCAAAACAGAACACAACAGCAAAAAAUCAAAUCUCACAGCUGUCUGAUUGUCUUUCCUUAAUCGGAAAUUCAUGUUUUCCUCUGCUUUUCGGUUAAAUCGCAUAACUGAAAUAGAUGUUUCCGGUGAAGGAGUCCUCGUGGAGCGAUGCCGCGCCGAGGCCGAUGGAAGGGCUGCACGAGAUGGGGCCGCCGCCGUUCCUGACGAAGACGUUCGACGUGGUGGACGAUCCGGCCACGGACGGCGUCGUCUCGUGGAGCAGAGGAGGCCACAGCUUCGUCGUGUGGGACCCGCACGCCUUCUCCUCCACUCUGCUGCCUCGUUAUUUCAAGCACUCUAACUUCUCCAGCUUCGUCAGACAGCUCAAUACUUAUGGAUUUAGAAAGAUCGACACAGACAAGUGGGAAUUCGGCAACGACGCAUUUCUCAGAGGCCAAAAGCCUCUGUUGAAGCACAUAACACGAAGGAAGACGAGCCCCCAACAGCCCCCCCUCCCGGCCCAGCUGCGCUGCGACCACGUGCUGCUGGUGAUGGAGCUCGUGAAGCUCCGUCAGAAGCAGCAGGCGAUGCGGGCUCACCUCCAGCAGAUGGAGCUGAGGCUGCAGAGCACCGAGAAGAGGCAGCAGCAGAUGAUGAGCUUCUUGGCCAGGGCGAUGCAGAAUCCCGAGUUCAUCCAUCAGUUGGCUAAUUGCAGGGAGAGGAGGAGGCUGGAGGUGGAGGAGGACGCUGGGAAGAAGCGGAGGAGGGCGGUCGAGGGGUCGUCCUGGUGGGGAGCGGUGAAGGCGGAGCCGGUGGAGUAUUGGGGGGGCUUGGCCCCCUCUGAGCUGGAGGUGCUGGCGAUGGAGAUACAGGGGUUGGGGAAGGGGAAGGGGGAAGAGGUGGAGGCGGACGAGGUCGAGGAUAACAAGCUCGACGACGGGUUUUGGGAGGAGCUACUUAGUGAGGGGUUUGAUGAGGAAGUAGGUUUGGGUGAUGGUUGUGAAGAUGGGGUGUGUGGAUGGGAGGAUGUUAAUGCUUUGGCUCAUAGGUUGGGCUUCUUGGCUUCACCUCCUUGGAGAUAGUGUACGUCGCUUUCGUUUGCUCACAAUGUUGUUCGGCCGGGUUUCGGUACUCUUGGGAUAAUGUCACGCGGAAUCAGUCUUGGACCUUCUUACCUAACUUACGAUAGUGAUCUCGGGUAAUUUCUGAUCGGUUUAGUUUCGAGCAAUGUUUUAAUCUUCAGCAAUCGAAUAUCCACACAAAAUCAGAUGCGACAGGUUUAGGUCUUAAAAUUGUCGUUUCUUUUUUUUUAUUGUAAAAUUUCAUAUCGUUUGUUAAAUUAUGUUUGUCAUGUUUACAAUUUCAUUCACAUUUUCUAUACAUUAAGUUCAAUGCAAUUUUGCCUGAUUA
Salvia splendens (bonfire salvia) is the source of this 1441-nucleotide messenger RNA. RefSeq names its product heat stress transcription factor A-7a. NCBI's taxonomy places the organism in Eukaryota, Viridiplantae, Streptophyta, Magnoliopsida, Lamiales, Lamiaceae. The coding region runs from base 169 to 1113 and encodes 314 amino acids. Gene Ontology annotation, cellular component: nucleus. The record is from RefSeq and is a predicted model, not a curated record. Gene Ontology annotation, biological process: cellular response to heat; regulation of transcription by RNA polymerase II. The transcript has 2 exons. Gene Ontology annotation, molecular function: RNA polymerase II cis-regulatory region sequence-specific DNA binding; DNA-binding transcription factor activity.